Molecule: messenger RNA, 1212 nt
Organism: Musa acuminata AAA Group (dessert banana)
Lineage: Eukaryota; Viridiplantae; Streptophyta; Magnoliopsida; Zingiberales; Musaceae
Product: 1-aminocyclopropane-1-carboxylate oxidase-like
Exons: 3
Coding region: 95-1015 (306 amino acids)
Source: RefSeq, a predicted model, not a curated record
ACCCUCUAAUUCUCUUCAUCCAUCCGAGCGGUAAUACACUCCCAAAGCUUGCAGCAAUACUCGCUCCUCUCUGUCCAUUAAUUUCUUAGUUGACAUGGCGAUUCCGGUCAUCGAUUUCUCCAAGUUGGAUGGCAAGGAAAGGGCCGAAACCAUGGCCCGGAUUGCCAAUGGAUGCGAGGAAUGGGGAUUCUUUCAGCUGGUGAACCAUGGGAUUCCGGUCGAGCUGCUGGAACGCGUGAAGAAGGUCAGCUCCGAGUGCUAUAAGUUGAGGGAGGAGCGCUUCAAGGGAUCCAAACCCGUUCAGCUGUUGGACACACUGGUGAAAGAAGGCGAUGGUCAACGCUUGGACAACGUGGACUGGGAGGACGUGUUCGUUCUUCAAGACGACAAUGAAUGGCCGUCCAACCCUCCGGACUUCGAGGAGACCAUGAAGGAGUACAGGGAAGAAAUCAGGAAGCUGGCGGAGAAAAUGAUGGAGGUAAUGGACGAGAAUCUGGGCUUCGAAAAGGGCUGCAUCAAGAAAGCAUUCUCUGGGGACGGCCAGCACCCGCCCUUCUUCGGCACCAAGGUGAGCCACUACCCGCCGUGCCCGCGCCUGGACCUGGUGAAGGGCCUUCGCGCCCACACCGACGCCGGCGGCGUCAUCCUCCUCUUCCAGGACGACCAAGUCGGCGGCCUCCAGAUGCUCAAGGACGGCCGGUGGAUCGACGUCCAGCCUUUGGCCGACGCCAUCGUCAUAAACACCGGAGAUCAGAUCGAGGUCCUCAGCAACGGUCGCUACAAGAGCGCGUGGCACCGGGUGCUCGCCACCAGCCACGGCAACCGCCGCUCCAUCGCUUCCUUCUACAACCCCUCCCUGAAGGCGACCAUCGCUCCAGCCGCCGGCGCCGCCACCAAGGAAGCUGCCCCUCCUGCUCUGUACCCAAAGUUUCUGUUCGGGGACUACAUGGACGUGUACGUGAAGCAGAAGUACGAGCCCAAGGAACCGAGAUUUGAGGCAGUCAGAGCUGUUUGAGGAUGGAGAAGCUGCGAAUCUAUUGUUGGAUUAUAGGAGGAUAUAAUUCAUUGUACUAGUCUGGUGUCUCAUGCAUGGAUUACAUAAUUGCAAACAUGAUCUGCAUCUGAAUAAUGGCUGCUUGUUCUCAGGACACGCAGUCGUCAAUCUGUAAGUCGGUGUUCAGAAUAAAAACCAAGUGCUAUGUUUCCUCGUCA